GAACAGGUAUAAAAGGCAGAAGGGCAACAGCAGAGGCUUCAGUCCUUUACUCUACUCUCGUUCACCACGAUCAUGAGGAUCAAGGUGGCGGUCCUUGUGGUGGCCCUGGCCACUUGUGGGCUGGGGGCCAAGCUGCCUUCAUACUCCGACCACGACUCCCAGGAGAUCGUCUCUCGAACCGUGAGUGUAAAAACACCAGAGAGAAAAUCCAACGUUAUAUCGCACUUCACCCCUGCUGACCAUAGCUACGAAGCAACUGGGAGUGUUGUCAUCACCAGAGGUGAAGAUGCUUCCCCAAGACAAACUUUACCCGAGCCUCAAGCGCCUGUCCGUGUGGCCCCUCCCACCCGUAAGACACAGUCAAGACCAACUUCUUCCUCCCGAGCCUCCGAGUUGGCUCUCACCCGUACCGUCUCCGUCAAGACACCCGAGAGAGUCUCCGGUGUCAUCAACCACUUCACUCCCGCCGACCACAGGUACGAGGCCACAGGAUCUGUCACCAUCAGCAGGGCUUCAUCUAGUCGAGCCUCUUCCAGUGAAUCCAAGGAAGCAAGAGUUAAGUUUACCCCUGCCCCUGUUGCCCCUGCACGUCCCCGUCAAGUCUAUGUAGCUCGACCUUCAAAGACUGCUUCGUCGUCUUCGUCAGCUUCUCAGUUGGCUCUCACCCGUACCGUCUCCGUCAAGACACCCGAGAGAGUCUCUGGUGUUAUCAACCACUUCACUCCCGCCGACCACAGGUACGAGGCCACAGGAUCUGUCACCAUCAACAGGGGCUCAACAGGCAGUGGGAGAGCUGUUUCUUCAGGUCCCGCAAGAACUGUACCUGUCUUCGUGCGUCCUGCUACUGAUCCUGUACGUCCUGCAGUUGUACGUCAGCCUGCCCGACCUGCACUUCCCUCAGCUUCUCAGUUGGCUCUCACCCGUACCGUCUCCGUCAAGACACCCGAGAGAGUCUCCGGUGUCAUCAACCACUUCACUCCCGCCGACCACAGGUACGAGGCCACAGGAUCUGUCACCAUCAGCAGGGCUUCUCAAGGUUCUUCAAAACUCCUGUCUGGUGCCUCAAGCCAAGCGCAAUUUGUUGCUAAGCCUGCGGCUCCUGCCCCUGCCCGUCCUGCUCCUGCUUCUGCUCCUGUGCGUCCUGCAGUUGUACGUCAGCCUGCCCGACCUGCACUUUCCUCUGCUUCUCAGUUGGCUCUCACCCGUACCGUCUCCGUCAAGACACCUGAAAGAGUCUCCGGUGUCAUCAACCACUUCACUCCCGCCGACCACAGGUACGAGGCCACAGGAUCUGUCACCAUCACCCGAGGCUCAACAAAACAAGCUUCUUCAGCAAGUCAGGCUUCCUUCGGUGCUUCACGUGCAACAAGAGUGAAGUUGCCCCUGCCCCUGCUACCCCUGCCCCUGUUGCCCCUGCACCUCCCCGUAAAGUCUGUAGCUCGACCUUCAAAGACUGCUUCGUCGUCUUCGUCUUCGUCAGCUUCUCAGUUGGCUCUCACCCGUACCGUCUCCGUCAAGACACCCGAGAGAGUCUCUGGUGUCAUCAACCACUUCACUCCCGCCGACCACAGGUACGAGGCCACAGGAUCUGUCACCAUCAGCAGGGGCUCAGGUUCUUCUGGCCGUCAGUCAUCAGUUAAUGCCUUCGGACAAGCUGCAGCCAGUGCCAGCAGACAAGCAGCGGCCUCAGCUUCCUCUGGAUACAGUUCAUCAGCAGGGUCUCAAAGCCAGGCAGCAGCAGCAGGUUUUCAGCGCUCCCAGGCAGCGGCAGCAGCAGCAGCUUCUCAGCGCUCCCAGGCAGCUGCAGCAGCAGCAGCAGCAGCAGAAGCAGCAGCGUUUCAGCGCUCCCAGGUAGCGGCAGCAGCAGCAGAAGCAGCAGCAGCCUCUCGGCGCUCCCAGGCAGCAGCAGCAGCAGCAGCCUCUCAGCGCUCACAAGCAGAAGCAGCAGCCUCUCAGCGCUCCCAGGCAGCAGCAGCAGCCUCUCGGCGCUCCCAGGCAGCAGCAGCAGCAGCAGCCUCUCAGCGCUCACAAGCAGAAGCAGCAGCCUCUCAGCGCUCCCAGGCAGCAGCAGCAGCCUCUCAGCGCUCCCAGGCAGCAGCAGCAGCCUCUCGGCGCUCCCAGGCAGCAGCAGCAGCAGCAGCAGAAGCAGCAGCAGCCUCUCGGCGCUCCCAGGCAGCAGCAGCAGCAGCAGCCUCUCAGCGCUCACAAGCAGCAGCAGCAGCCUCUCAGCGCUCCCAGGCAGCAGCAGCAGCCUCUCGGCGCUCCCAGGCAGCAGCAGCAGCAGCAGCCUCUCAGCGCUCACAAGCAGAAGCAGCAGCCUCUCAGCGCUCUCAGGCAGCAGCAGCAGCCUCUCAGCGCUCCCAGGCAGCAGCAGCAGCCUCUCAGCGCUCCCAGGCAGCAGCAGCAGCCUCUCAGCGCUCCCAGUCAUCAUCAUCGUCUUCAUCAUCUUCGUCUGGUGGAUCCCAGUCCUUUACUUACCGUCUAGCGGCUCCCUAUGAAGGGGGUAGUUCCGUGUCUUCCUCCGACCUACUGGCAGAACUGGAGGAGUUCAGGGCAGAUGCUGCCAGAUCUGGUGUGAAGAUUACCCAAGAUGCUCAGACCAGGCUAGCUGAUAGUGACAGUGGGUCAGACCCGUACAGCUUCAGCGUGCGAGUGGAGGACCACGACAACACCAAUUACCAGAGCAGAGAUGAGUGGGUGGGUGAAGAUGGCAUAACCUACGGCUGGUACACAGUGCUACUCCCUGACGCCUUCAAAUACAACUACUCCUACAUUGCUCACCCAGUUAAAGGCUACCAGGUUAAGGUAACGCGUGUGGACUCUGGUAUCGUGAUGAAGCCCGUUGAAGCAGAUAUCUUCGCCCCUGCCACCAUCUUCUCCAACCAAGGCAUCACCAGGUUCGGUGACUUUGCCAUUUCAGGCAUCAACAACGAUUUCCAGACUGAAGGAAGGAUGGACUUCGAACAGAACGCCGCUGCCACUUUUGCCGAUUCCUUGGCCGAGUCUCUGCAGGUUGGCAGGUCACAAUCAUCGUCAUCAGUGCCUGCAGUUUCAACCGGUCCGGCCAGUCACAUCUGUGGGUACAGAAUUGUCCGAGAAUAUGGAUCAACCAGUUCCCGCACCAUCGCCAUCCCCUCUGGGUCACCUCUCUGUGGCUCCUCAUCAGCAAGUCAGAGUGCAGGUCUCUCCAGUGCUUCAUUCACAGGCCGCUCAUCUGGUGCCUCAAGUAGCAGCGGUUUCACCUCUGGAUCCGCAGCUCAGAGUCAGAGAGCAGGUGGAUCUUCAGCCAGUAGUUUCUCCUCAAAGCAGGCAGCAGCAGGAGCAGCAGCAGGAGCAGCAGCAGGAUCAUCCCGCGCUUCCUCCUCUGGGUCCACAAGCUUCACCUCUGGAUCUUCAAGUUCCUUUAGUUCAUCCUCUAAAAAAGUCUCCUCUGGAUCCUCUGCCUCUUCUGGUUCAACCUCGAGCAAGUUCUCUGGAUCCGGAUCAUCCUCUAAAUUUGGAGCUUCCUCUGGAUUCGGAUCUUCCUCUGGAUUCGGAUCUUCCUCUGGAUCCGGAUCUUCCUCUAAAUUUGGAGCUUCCUCUGGAUUCGGAUCUUCCUCUGGAUCCGGAUCUUCCUCUAGAUUUGGAGCUUCCUCUGGAUCCGGAUCUUCCUCUGGAUCCGGAUCUUCCUCUAAAUUUGGAGCUUCCUCUGGAUUCGGAUCUUCCUCUGGAUUCGGAUCUUCCUCUGGAUCCGGAUCUUCCUCUGGAUCCGGAUCUUCCUCUAGAUUUGGAGCUUCCUCUGGAUUCGGAUCUUCCUCUGGAUCCGGAUCUUCCUCUAGAUUUGGAGCUUCCUCUGGAUCCGGAUCUUCCUCUGGAUCCGGAUCUUCCUCUAAAUUUGGAUCUUCCUCUGGAUUCGGAUCUUCCUCUGGAUCCGGAUCUUCCUCUGGAUCCGGAUCUUCCUCUAGAUUUGGAGCUUCCUCUGGAUUCGGAUCUUCCUCUGGAUCCGGAUCUUCCUCUGGAUCCGGAUCUUCCUCUAAAUUUGGAUCUUCCUCUGGAUUCGGAUCUUCCUCUGGAUCCGGAUCUUCCUCUGGAUCCGGAUCUUCCUCUAGAUUUGGAGCUUCCUCUGGAUUCGGAUCUUCCUCUGGAUCCGGAUCUUCCUCUAGAUUUGGAUUCCUCUGGAUCCUCCUGGAUCCGCUUCCUCUGGAUCUCGGAUCCGGAUCUUCCUCUAAAUUUGGAUCUCUUCCUCUGGAUCCGGAUCUUCCUCUAAAUUUGGAUCUUCCUCUGGAUCCGGAUUCCUCUGGAUCUUCCUCUGGAUCCGGAUCUUCCUCUGGAUCCGGAUCUUCCUCUAGAUUUGGAGCUUCCUCUGGAUCCGGAUCUUCCUCUGGAUCCGGAUCAUCCUCUAAAUUUGGAUCUUCCUCUGGAUCCGGAUCUUCCUCUGGAUCCGGAUCUUCCUCUGGAUCCGGAUCUUCCUCUGGAUCCGGAUCUUCCUCUAGAUUUGGAGCUUCCUCUGGAUCCGGAUCUUCCUCUGGAUCCGGAUCUUCCUCUAGAUUUGGAGCUUCCUCUGGAUCCGGAUCUUCCUCUAGAUUUGGAGCUUCCUCUGGAUCCGGAUCUUCCUCUGGAUCCGGAUCUUCCUCUAGAUUUGGAGCUUCCUCUGGAUCCGGAUCAUCCUCUAAAUUUGGAUCUUCCUCUGGAUUCGGAUCUUCCUCUGGAUCCUCUGGUGCUUCAGGUUCAUUCUCCAGCAGGUUCUCUGGAUCUGCAGGUAGAGGCUCAGGCUCAACUAAGUCUUCAUUCGGUGGAUUCUCCUCUGGAUUCUCAAGUCAAGGCUCUAGUGCAUCCAGCUCUGAAGAGGAAGAAGAAUCAAGCGCUUCUUCUUCCUCAAGUCAAAGCUUUGGUUCAUCAAAGUUCUCAUCUUCAAGGCGAGGUCCUUCCUAUAGCUUCUCCUCUGGUUCUGGCAGUGGAGCCUCUACCUUUGGCGCCCGGUCCUCAUCUGGAGCUUCUCUAACACGCAGAGUUUCAGUCAAAUCACCUGAACGAGUAUCAAAUGUAAUCUCCCACUUUACUCCUGCUGAACAUGUUUAUGAAGCGACUGGUAGUGUGACUAUCGACUCUUCCUCAAGUCAUGAAUCCAUUAGUCCCGCACGGGCUGUGUUUGUGGCCACUCAACCUGCCGUUGCUGCUCGUCCCGCAGUCAGGAAAUCACCAGCUGCUGCUUCAUCUCAGUUGGCUCUCACCCGUACCGUCUCCGUCAAGACACCCGAGAGAGUCUCCGGUGUCAUCAACCACUUCACUCCCGCUGACCACAGGUACGAGGCCACAGGAUCUGUCAUCAUCAACAGGGCUUCAACUAGUCGAGCCUCUUCCAGUGAAUCCAAGGAAGCAAGAGUUAAAUUUACCCCUGCCCCUGUUGCCCCUGCACCUCCCCGUCAAGUCUAUGUAGCUCGACCUUCAAAGACUGCUUCGUCGUCUUCGUCAGCUUCUCGGUUGGCUCUCACCCGUACCGUCUCCGUCAAGACACCCGAGAGAGUCUCUGGUGUUAUCAACCACUUCACUCCCGCCGACCACAGGUACGAGGCCACAGGAUCUGUCACCAUCAACAGGGCUUCAUCUAGUCAAGGAUCCUCCAGUGCUAGACACACCUCAGGGGCUCCAGCUUCUUCUGCUCCUGCUGCCCCAGCCCGCCCUGCCCCAGCCCGUUCUGCCCCAGCGUAUUCCCCCCCGACUGCUGCUCCAGCCCCAUCCCAACUGUCUCUCACCCGUACCGUCUCCGUCAAGACACCCGAGAGAGUCUCCGGUGUUAUCAAUCACUUCACUCCCGCCGACCACAAAUACGAAGCAACUGGCUCUGUCACCAUCAGCAGGUCAUCCUCGGCUUAACUUUAUCUUUACAUAAUAAAGAAACAGACGAGUGCCAUAUGCGUUCAAAAUAAAAUGUCGACACUUAGGCGGUAAAGGUUUAUGGUGUUCGGGAAGCUCACUAAUAUUAUGUAUAAUGUGAUACCCAGAGAUUAUUGUUCAACUUCACGAGCUAUAAUUAAAAAGUAGUUUAAGGAGUAAAUCAGUUGGUGACUUGACAACACAUGGCUGUGUCUAUACCUGUGUCUGUACCUCCCACUAACUGCUGGCUAGUGUCUCCUCCUCUACAGCUUUCCCACACACUCUCUCUUCUUGCAUAGGUGAUGUGAGUCCAUCUCUGCACCUCAUCUUAUACUUUAAUAUAUAUAACGAUAUUAUUUACUAUUUUAGGGCUUUUUCCUUCCUGUUAAUUUAUAAAUGAGCUUCCCAGGUGUUGACCAUUGAUAAAAUGAAUGUGUGUCUGUGCCUCUGAUGACACAAAAAAUGAAAAUACUUAAAUAAUAACUAUUUAUUGAGUGACAUAAGACCCAGGGUAAAUAUUUAUUUAUUGUCCAAUCAUCCUCAUCAUGUAUCGAGAAGAAUGAUCUAAUAAACCACAUUAGAAUGAACAGUUA
Homarus americanus (American lobster) is the source of this 6446-nucleotide messenger RNA. Its product is annotated as hornerin-like. The record is from RefSeq and is a predicted model, not a curated record. NCBI's taxonomy places the organism in Eukaryota, Metazoa, Arthropoda, Malacostraca, Decapoda, Nephropidae.